Molecule: messenger RNA, 1866 nt
Organism: Papaver somniferum (opium poppy)
Lineage: Eukaryota; Viridiplantae; Streptophyta; Magnoliopsida; Ranunculales; Papaveraceae
Exons: 5
Coding region: 1-1866 (621 amino acids)
Source: RefSeq, a predicted model, not a curated record
AUGGCUCCUCUAGUCUUGACAAAGAAAAGAAAACUAGAAAUGAUGAAUGAUAAUAUCAGAACAACGUUGGAUGCUGUAACUUUAUUUUACGUCUACUUUUAUUCAUAUGUUCUGCGUUAUCAAAGUUGCGUGUUAAGAUCAAAUGAUCGUUUUGAAAUGACUACUGUACGACUGUGGGUGAUGCAAGAUUUAGUUUACAAAAGCGACACAAAUUGUAAAUCGCAACUUCGCCUCGAUAGACGUACUUUUCGAAUACUUUGCCAUAAGCUGUCCACAAUAAGCGGACUAGAAGAUAAUAGGAAUUCUGAUGUUGAAGAAAUGGUUGCGGUAUUUUUGUAUGUAAUUGCACAUCACCAUAAGAAUAGAGUUGUAGGGUUUAUGUUCAAGCGAUCUGGAGAAACCAUUAGCAGAUAUGUAAACACGGUAUUGAAAGGAGUUAUAGACUUCAAGGGGAGUUGCUUAAACAACCAGUUGCAGUGGCUACAAGUUUUGUUGAUGAGAGAUGGAAUUGCUUCAAGUAUCCAUGUGGCAACCGAAGACAAGCCUAGGUAUCGUACAAGGAAGAGCUCGAUUGCAACUAAUGUAUUAUGUGUAUGCUCCCAUAACUUGGAGGUUAUAUAUGUGUAUCCUGGAUGGGAAGAUUCAGCUGCCGAUUCUCGUGUUCUUAGAGAAGCAAUAUACAAAAAGAAUGGCUUAGAAGUUCCACAAGGUUACUAUUACCUUGUCGAUGUCGGUUAUCCGAAUAGUGGAGGAUUUUUUGCGCCUUUUAGAGGUCAACGUUAUCAUUUAAAGGAAUGGGGGCAAGGUCGUUUAGAACCAAGGACAGCUGAAGAACUAUUCAAUAUGAAACAUUGUAGGGCUAGGAAUGUGAUUGAACGCGUUUUUGGAUUGUUGAAAAUGAGAUGGGCAAUACUUCGGAGUCCUUCAUGGUAUCCAGUAAACAUACAUUGUCGUUUUAUCAUGGCUUGUUAUUUAAUCCAUAACCUUAUUAGGAGAGAAAUGCCUAUGGAUGAAUUUCUAGAGGAAGACAAUUAUGAAGAUGGACCAGUUAAUUUAGUUUCUCCUCAAGAAAGUCGAAUGAUAGAAUUUGUUGAUUCCUCAGAUUAUUGGGUUGUUCAGAGGAAAGAGUUAGCUGAUCAAAUGUGGGAAAGAUGGACUGCACGUAGACGUAGACGUAGACCUGAAGAUAACGUAUUGGUUGAUAUAUUGACGGAACUUACGCUCGAUGGCAAGUGGAAAAGUGAUACCGGAUUUAAAUCGGGCAACUUGAAAGUUAUUGAGCAGAAACUAACUGAGAAACUACCAACUUGUGGGUUAACUACUACCAACAUCGAUUCUAGAAUCAAGACUUUGAAGAAACAUGCGAUGGCCAUCAAUGAAAUGGUAACUAUUGGCAGUGGGUUUGAAUUUGAUUAUAUCAACAACAAGCUUGUGUGCGAAAAAAGUUUAUUUGAUGACUGGGCUAAGUCUCAUACAAAUGCAAAGGGACUGUAUGGGAAAGCAUUCCCUCAUUUAGAUGCAUUAGUUGAGAUAUUUGCUGAAGAUAGGGCAAAUGGUAAAGGGGCUGCUUCACUUGCUGAAGAUCUAGAAGAGAUCGAGAAAGAAGGCGAACAAGAAAAGGAAGAAGAAAAUGAUCAACAACAAAGUAAUCAGUCCGAGUCAAACAGUGGUAAAGGUAGAAGGAAAAGGGUACGUUCAUCAUCCUUUGACAUUGUAUCCGGUGAAUCAAGUGGAGAUUCAAAUGGCUUUAGUUUGAUGGCUAAUUCGUUUAGCAAAUCUGUGACGGGUACACUUGAUCACUUUGAAGCGGUUCGUGUGUCCCUUACUCAAGAAGCCGAUGUCAAUAAACGCUUGUUGAGGAGUUGA